Babesia ovata is the source of this 2760-nucleotide messenger RNA. RefSeq lists its product as uncharacterized. The record is from RefSeq and is a predicted model, not a curated record. The transcript has a single exon. The coding region runs from base 1 to 2760 and encodes 919 amino acids. NCBI's taxonomy places the organism in Eukaryota, Apicomplexa, Aconoidasida, Piroplasmida, Babesiidae.
AUGAAUAUCGGCUACUCUAGCUUCGCAACCAUGGUAUGCCCUCGCCGAAUUAACGACACCGAUUAUAUAUGGCACCCUCACCCAACUGAGGAUGAUCAAACUCAAAUCGAGACGUAUGUAAGUGAAGAUUGGAAAUUGCGUUCUGUUCCUCUUUCGGAUGUAAUAGUUACGGAAGUACCACUCUCAUUUGUAUGGACGGAAUCGAAUGAGUCAUUUAGUAUUCUAAAUUUGAACCUAAGGGAUUAUGAAAUAUAUGUCAUUAAUCAACACCGCAUGAUAUUUAUAUGUGGACCGAAAGAUUUGGUUCUCAGUGAUACAUUGCAGCGCCACCUUGAGCGCAUCAAUGGCAUUGGUAGAAUGAAACCACUUCCUUGGGUAUCAGAACCAUCAUUGACCGAAGAAAUUAAGAAGAUCGGUAAGGGUUUGGGUGUUGUGUUUUUGUACGGAGGCCACAUGUAUCUACCCCUGCAAGGCUGUGGUAGCCGUCCGUCACCACUUUUUGCAGCGGAUAACGAGGUGUAUGUUGAUCCAGUCACUGGCACACGUUCAUGCGUGGCAGAUCCAAUGUCGAAAUCGCGUAUAGGAUUUAUUUGCGAUGGUAUAAUUGAGCCCAUUGAUUGUAUGGCAUCACUAUUGGACAAAAAUGGCGGCGUUGUGACUCCCCCUCGACCUUAUCCGUAUUGGAGUUUCAAUAACAACAGACCUUGGGUUGUAGCAAACUAUUUUGAUAAGUUGCCGCUAACUCCACUCAACGGCGAAUGUAAAUGCAUCGAUCCUGAAACGGGCCAGGUGAAGGCCAGGAUAGAGAUCCGUUCGAAAACCGAGUACGUUUGUGACAUUGCGAGCAAGAUCUUCCGCAAUCGCGUGCGCCCGAUCAUUGGCCAUUGGUGUUCGGUGGUACUUCAUCCAGGCAGCACAUUGACCAUAAGAGUGCCAGCAAAGAUCGUCAACUCCACUGCUACUGACGGGGGUUUCGAUGACGAUAUUAACAAGGAUUCUCCCACUGUCACACUCUCUCAACUGCCGUCAAUUUAUGAGUACGAAACUGAAUUCAUGCCAAAGGACUUGACCACGCUGUGGCAACUGAUUGCUCCUUAUGGUGCCGACAUCUACGACGAAGCAAUGUACCACCAUGUUGUCGCUGGCGACGCCCUCGAGUUGGAUCUUUUCAAAAUGUCGCAGGGAGAGGUGAAGCUUAAGUACCAUAAAGACAAACCUCUCGCUUUGCGAAGCGGAUAUAACUCGUUCUUUUAUCACUGGACUCUGGUAUCGAGAAACGAGAACGUUCCCGAUAAGAUAAGGGCCACCAUCAACGUAUCCUUCGCAUUUAACCACGAGUACACUAAGGUUGGUUGUGAUAGGGGACAAAGGCAUGUGUUCGAUCAACAUUUGAGCGAGAACUAUUGCACAAACAAACUUAUGAGUAACGAUAUAGGGAGUAUUUACGAAUGCGUAUUUAAUCUAUGGAGGGCCGAAUGGAAAACUGGUAUAUACUGCAGUCCCGAUGAAGAGCUGUUGCCAAAUAACUGUGAGUCGACAGCGUAUGAUCUCAGUUCCGAUAGGAUUGUCCCAUUGCCUAUGUAUGUGCGUAAUGCAACGUCUUACCCUAUUAGAGGAUUCCAGGUGUUUGAUUUUGAAUUUAGAAGAGAUAUUCCUAUCAGUUAUGCUUGCUUCUGUGUCGACCAACGUGGGUACGAAAAGUCGAGGCUUAUUCUAGAGUCGUACGAUAAAUUAAGCCGUAACUACGUGGUACGCCGUAAAACUAGGUUUCGCAGGCUCCUCCCAUACGUAACGCUGCCUUGGCGUAAGGUUGGAUUAUUACUUGAAGGACUCACAUCUGCAAGAGUGAUUGUGCUGCGGAACACAUCAAAAAAGACUUUUAGAUUACAUGUGGGAACAAAGUUGUUAUUGCGCUGUGGAACUGCUGCCGAGUUGAGGAACGUUGGAAGACAUGAAAAUAUCACAACUACAUGGCUACCGAAGAUGCCCAAUGAAUUCCAUUAUGCUGUAACCCAUACAUCACAUGGAAGGGAACUUGUUAGGAGAUCGCACAAAGAAGCAGUGGCUACUACUCCGGGCGGCCUGGAAGUUAAAUACCAAGAGAUUGAGAGGGGACCCGGGUAUCAAACAGUAGAGAUUACAUCGCAUAGAGACGCUGUCCUGAUCUACAAAGGUCCGGUUCACACGCGACACGUGCCGAUGAGGUUCGUUUGCGGCAAAGUUCCCGAAACAUCGGAGUUGUCCAUCGUCACCGCUAAUGCGCCAUCUUCAGACGCAUCUGCCCAGCCCAUUUCUAAUAUCACAGAAAUGUCAGAAGAGUACACAUGGACUAUCGUUAAGGUUAAAGUCGAGACCACCGACCCGUAUAUGCAGGGUUGCGGUGUCACAUACGAGUCCACUGACCUAUUCAAGCCUGAGACUCCCCAACUCUACGACGGUGAUGGACAACCUCAGUUCGGGUGCAAGAUCGAUCUCCAAGCUGCCAAUGAAGCCGCCUUCUACUGCCCAGCGCCGUAUGUUCUCGACCCACCCAUUUGCUUCAGCCAGGUCUAUGUUGAUGGCGAAGUAAGGAGCAUGAGCGACCUCAGCGAAUCGUUGGUGGUGUCGCGAUCGAACCACUUCGUCAUCCUGAGCUUCGAUAGUUCUUUUGUCGGAGUCGGAGAAACGUUGCGCCAGACUCCGCCAUUGGAAUGCCGCUGCGUCACCGUAAAGGGCGUCGUUCUCUCCACCAUACAGAUCGAGAACUACUACUCUAAGUGA